Molecule: messenger RNA, 1533 nt
Organism: Sphenostylis stenocarpa
Lineage: Eukaryota; Viridiplantae; Streptophyta; Magnoliopsida; Fabales; Fabaceae
Source: the annotation of a GenBank genome assembly
AUGCUUCAUCGUAUAACAAACCAAACACACAACCUCGUUCCCAGAACACCAAACCCUUCCCUUCUUCAUCUCAUUCUCUCCUCAAGCAUGGCAACUUCUUCCUCCCAUUCCGACCACCUUCCGCUCAAACCAAUCCCAGGAACCUACGGCCUCCCCUUCUUCGGACCCAUAAUCGACCGCCACGACUACUUCUACCACGAGGGCCGCGACAACUUCUUCGCUUCCCGAAUCCGCCGCUACAACUCCACCGUCAUCCGCACCAACAUGCCGCCGGGGCCCUUCAUCUCCUCCGACCCACGUGUCGUCGCGCUGUUGGACGGCGCCUCCUUCCCCAUCCUCUUCGACAACGACAGGGUCCAGAAGCUCAACGUCCUCGACGGCACCUUCAUGCCCUCCACCAAGUUCACCGGCAGCUUCCGUGUCUGCGCCUACCUCGACACAGCGGAGCCCAACCACACACUCAUCAAGCGGUUCUUCCUCCAAGCCCUCGCCCGGCGAAAAGAUGCCUUUGUUCCUCUCUUCCGAAACUGCCUCCAGGAGUCGUUCGCGGAGAUCGAAGACCAGCUGAGUAAGAACGCGAAAGCGGAUUUCAACGCUGUGUUCAGCGACGCAUCCUUCAACUUCAUCUUCAGGUUGUUCUGCGAUAACAAAGACCCUUCCCAAACCAACCUCGGUUCCAAGGGACCAAAGCUGGUGGACACGUGGCUUCUACUACAGCUGGCCCCAUUAGCGACGCUUGGCCUCCCCAAAAUCUUCAACUACAUCGAAGACUUUUUCAUCCGUACGCUCCCCUUCCCCGCGUGCCUCACAAAGUCCGGUUACAAUACUCUAUACGACGCCUUCAAAACGCACGCAACCACGCUCCUCGACGAGGCCCAAAGCCUGGGCCUCGACCCAAACGAGGCCUGCCACAACGUCGUUUUCGCCGCGGGCUUCAAUGCCUACGGCGGACUCAAGAACCAGUUCCCAUUCCUCCUCAAAUGGGUGGGCCUCGCCGGCGACAAGCUCCACGCGGACCUCGCGAGAGAAGUCCGGCGUGUGGUGAACGCCGCAGGAGGAGUCACGUUAAACGCGCUGGAAAACAUGCCGUUGGUGAAAUCCGUGGUGUACGAGGUUCUGCGGAUCGACCCUGCGGUGCCGUACCAGUACGCGCGUGCGAGGGAGGACUUGGUGGUGCGUAGCCACGACGCGUCGUUCGAGGUGAAGAAGGGUGAGAUGCUGUUCGGAUACCAGCCGUUCGCGACGAAGGAUCCUAGGAUCUUCGAUGAUGCGGAGGUUUUCGUGGCGCGUAGGUUUGUGGGGGAAGGGGAGAGGUUGCUGAAACACGUGCUUUGGUCGAAUGGAAAGGAAACAGAUGAGCCUUCGGAGAGUAAUAAGCAGUGUGCGGGGAAGAAUCUGGUGGUGCUGCUGUGCAGGUUGUUUCUGGUGGAUCUCUUCUUGCGUUACGACACGUUUGAGUUUGACUUUAAACAAGGUGGCUUUGGUCCUAGUAUUACCAUUAAGUCUCUCACCAAAGCUUCUACCUUGUUCUGA